AAGAGCCAAGAUCUCUUUCAUUUUCGAUGGUCGUUUUCUCAUUUAUUAGAACAACAAUCAUAGAGAUAUAAACAUGACUGCUGGUCUGAAGAACGUUAUUGUAAUUGGCGGCUCGUAUGUUGGGCUUGCUGCUGUGAAAGAACUGGCUACGCUGCUACCAGUUACUCACCGUGUCCUGUUAAUAGAGCCUCACAGCCAUUUCCACCAUCUCUUCGCCUUCCCUCGGUUCGCCAUAGUGCCAGACCACGAACACAAAGCCUUCAUUCCCUACACCGGCUUCUUCUCCUCCCUCCCCAACGCCUCCAACCACACUAUAGUCCGCGCCCGCGCAGUAUCUCUUCAAAAGAACCAGCUCACUAUCGACCGACCAUGGCAGGGCUCCACAGAAAUCCCCUUUGAGUACGCUGUCGUCACGACGGGAACACGACUCCAAGCGCCUAGUAACAUGCAGCAUGAUGAAAAGAAGCCUUCUGUUGAUUACUUCAAGGCGUAUCAGCAGGGCAUCAAGAAUGCAAAGUCUAUUGUGAUUGUUGGUGGUGGCGCUGUUGGGAUUCAGAUGGCGACGGAUUUGGGAGAGGUUUAUCCGGAGAAGAAGGUGACGUUGGUUCAUUCGAGGGAUAGGCUUAUGCAGCUUUAUCAUGAAAAGAUGGAUGCUAUUCUGAGGGAUAGAUUACAAGAGCUUGGUGUUGAUGUCAUAACCGGCACGCGAGCUGUGAUCCCAUCAAAGGGCUUCCCAACAGACGGAUCGACAUUCGAACUAGAACUCAAAGACGGAAGGAAGAUACAAACAGAUCUCGUCAUUCCAGCAACAGGCCAAACACCAAACAACCAGUUCCUGAAGGAUCUUCAGCCCACGUCUGGAUACGAGAUCAUCAACCCCGCCAACGGCUUCAUUAGAGUCGCACCGACACUCCAAUUCGCCGACCCCGAGUACACGAACCUGUACGCAUGCGGUGACAUCGCCGACAGCGGUGCUCACAAAGCCGCCAGACCGGGAGCUGGACAAGCGCAAGUUGUAGCGCAGAACAUCGCUGCUAUGGUAAACGGUGGACGGCCCGAGCAGAAAGUCACAGUUGAUCCUCCCGCCAUUCACCUAUCUCUUGGAUUGAAAAAGAACAUUGUGUUCAGAAACCCUGGCAAGGGUCAGACUGAACCUACCAUCAUCUGGAGAGACGAUGGGUCGAGGGAUAUGAAUAUCGAAGGAGUCUGGGAGAGAAGGGGACAGAGAGUGCAGCGACCGGAUGACUAUCAUCUUUGAGUUAGCUGCUGUUAACAGUAUAGCUCAAUGUUUUAGAAGUUAGAAUUUGGCUGAUUAUGCAAGAGACCUUCAAAGCCAC
Molecule: messenger RNA, 1337 nt
Organism: Fusarium oxysporum Fo47
Lineage: Eukaryota; Fungi; Ascomycota; Sordariomycetes; Hypocreales; Nectriaceae
Product: NAD(P)/FAD-dependent oxidoreductase
Exons: 7
Coding region: 74-1258 (394 amino acids)
Cellular component (GO): cytoplasm
Molecular function (GO): flavin adenine dinucleotide binding; electron-transferring-flavoprotein dehydrogenase activity
Source: RefSeq, a predicted model, not a curated record